AUGGGUGACCCAUGGGCAAGUGCGCUUGAAGAAGAGAUCAAUGUACAGCUGCAGCUCAAUGAUGCGAUAGAGGAGUGUGAUGUCUUGCGGACACCGAGUGAGUCUGAGGGCAGCCCUGUUAGUGAGGGCAGCGGUGUGCCGUCUUCGUGGUGGGCAGUUCUGUUACAGGCUGCGGUGAGAGAGCAAGGUCAUCAGGGAUUGCAGGAUGUUUCAGAGAGCCAAUCGGACCCGGUGCGGGUCGUGAGUGCAUGCACUGGCAGCGGUGCAGAAGCUUGGGCGAUGAAGGGCUUGGGCAUCAACUUCGACAUCAUUUCUGCCAGCGAGUCGAACUCAGAUUAUCGGGAUCUCUUCAUGCACAAUUUCGCCGGUCGUGUGCAGCAUAUGUAUGAAACAAUUCAAGAGCAAACUUCGCAUCAUGGUCAGCGCUUGUUGUGUCGUGGCAAAGGGCAAGCUUGCACAGAGGGCAGUGACAAUCGCCGGUUUGGGGAAGUGAAUCUUCUGGUGAGUGGCUCACCGUGCCAGUCGUUCAGCCGGUACCGGGCCAAGAGGUUCGCUGAUGGGAGUGUGAAGUCGCAUGACUCCUACCCGUUAACCAUGGAGCAUCUCCUCGACUUGUACAAGAAGUACGAGCCUUUCGUAGGCAUACUGGAGCAAGCCCGUGGUCGCCUGGACAUUGCUUUCGUUCAAAUAGCAGGCUUGCACUCCUUGCUUCUCAGUUUCGGCAACAGGCUUGUGCGUGCUGAAGGAAACAUUGAGGAAGCUCGAGGUGAAGUGGCCCGCACAAUCCUCAACUUCAACGGCAGACUUGAGUCUGUCGAGGACAGUCUGGAGGAGGGUCUUGAGAACCAGGCUGGCCUCCUGAGAGUCUUCUCUCAGAUUUUUGAUGACGCGACGACUCGGCUGGUCCCGCUUGUUGCCAGGCCGUCAGAUGUCAGGCUCACUAUGGAAGAGGCAUCUGUGCUUCCUUCCAGCGAAGAAGCCUCCAGAUCCAGUGUUGCAAGGUUUCGCAGUUCUUCUUCAGAAGUGGUUUUCUUGAAGCAUGCCGUCACAGUGAUGGCCAGGAAAGUCAGACUUUGUGAUGAAGACAUUUUCGAGCUUCCUGUUCAAAGGUUCGAGCUAAUCCUUGCACACUCUUAUGAAGCCUCGAUUUUGGGGCGCAGCUUUCGAGGAGCAACCCUGGAAGAACGGCACACCAAGGUUAGGCUGGCACUCGGAGGCAAGGCGCCUUGCACACUGCAGAAGAGGUAUGGCCAGUCUGCCAAGCUAGUCUCCUGGGCUGAGUUGGAGUCGGUGAAGGCCUUCCCCAUUGAUGGGCAGAUUGCUGAGGAGUUUCUCCGACAUCUUGUUAGCUCGAGCGGCAGGCAUUCGGUGCUUACUGGUGCAGUUGAGUGUUUUGCUUUCUUGCAUCACGUGCUUGGAGUUGACAUGGAGCUGAACGCUUGUAGCAAUUCAAUCGUGCAGGGGAUCCUUAGGAAGGCUCGCUUGGAACGACCUGCAAAGAAGCAGGCGAGAGCCUUGCUUGCCAGUGAAGUUCUUGCCUUGGAAGCUCUACUUGCGGAUGAGUGCCGCCCACUCAUCGAUCGGUUUUGCGCUGGAGCCUUCCUCUUUGCGUUGUAUGGCCGGGCCAGGCUUGGUGAUCUUAGGGUUCUUGACUGCUUCAUAACCGACCUUCUUGAGGACAGUGCUAGCGGUUGUGGCUACCUUGAGGUUUUGUCUCUUUCGCAUAAGUGCCGCAGUACCAGCAACAGCCAGGGUAUGCGCAUGCACAUUGUGGUGCCUGCCAAAGGCAUCGGCCCGAGGUGUUGGGGCAAAGACUUCAUCUCGGUUGCGAGGGAGCUGGGUCGUGACCUCACCAGCAUUGCUUCGGGAGAGCCUUUACUGUAUAUGCCAGAUGCUCAUGGGAACUUCUCCAAUGUACCUGCUGACACUGAUCGCUUUGCCGCUUGGGUGCAGGAUCUUCUGUCAACGGUGCCGGCAUACAGCGGGGAUAAGAUUUCAGGGCAUUCAGCAAAGGCCACGCCGUUGUCGUGGAUGGGCAAAGCCGGAACAGAUUUUGAUACGCAAACCCUCCUUGGACACCACGUGCUGGUUGGACGCAGCAGUGCCCUGACCUAUGCACGGGACACGCAGGCGGCUCCGGUCCGAAAGUUUGAGGCUCUCAUAGGCGAUGUGCGCCGAGGGGUUUUCCUUCCUGACUCCACGAGGUCCGGACGUUUUGCACCUGAGGAGCCUGCCGAUUCCGAUCCUCAUCUGGACGGUGUUCUGUUCAGUACCAGAGACAUGUCUAGUGCAUUUCCCACUCCUGCUGAAGGUGGUCCUGAGCCUGUGUUUGCUUUCCCGCCGUCACCGCCUCCUCAGCUUGAUGACUCCUUGACUCCUUUUCCGAUGCCUGGUUUCUUGGAUCAGACUGCUCAGGAUCCAGAAGGCGAGGCUGAUGCUGACUGGCUGGGAGAGCGGGAUUGGUAUGCUGAGGCAGCAGCAGAGGAGCAGGCGCAGCAGCAGGAGGACGGUCCGGACUUGGAAACCGGUGCUGAGGGUUGUGAUGCAGAGCCUGGUGGGAGUGAAAGCUCUUCCAGCAGUGAGUCAUCUACUUCUGAGUCGGUUGAUGAGAGAGUUCAAGCUUCUGGGGAGAGGGCUGGCGAACUUGAGCAUAGAAAGCUCAAUGAGCAGCUCGGUGAUGCAAUGAACCAAGGCGUGACCUCGAGGUCCUGCAAAGGGACUGCUUGGUGCCUCUUUGUCGCCUGGGAUGAUUUCCCGGCAUGGCAGGAGCACUUAUUUCUAAACCUGGCGAGUGUGGCAGCCUUCAGAGCAACAUGGGCGUGA
Symbiodinium sp. CCMP2592 is the source of this 2823-nucleotide messenger RNA. NCBI's taxonomy places the organism in Eukaryota, Dinophyceae, Suessiales, Symbiodiniaceae. The record is from the annotation of a GenBank genome assembly.